Molecule: messenger RNA, 1259 nt
Organism: Pecten maximus
Lineage: Eukaryota; Metazoa; Mollusca; Bivalvia; Pectinida; Pectinidae
Exons: 5
Coding region: 41-1117 (358 amino acids)
Source: RefSeq, a predicted model, not a curated record
AUCCAAGGGGGAACUAUCGGUAGACCGGGUCAACAUCACGAUGAAGUUUCUUUUGUUACUUGUCGUCGGAGUGUGUUUGUCAGCAGCUGUCUCUGGUCAGGCUGCUGGUACUGGGAGCAACAUUCUGACAGAUGCAGCAAACGCAGUAAACUCUGUUAGUAACACAUUGGCUGGUAGUCAAACAUGGAACAUACCACAACAGGGCGGAGUUCAAUCUGGAACACUUUGGUCCGCUCCAGGCGCAGCCGGCCAGUUUAACACCGCAGGUGCCGCCGGAGCCUUCCAGAACACACAACAAUUAUUUCCAGGAGCACAAGCGGGUUUGAACGGCUUAGGUGCCAAUGGAGCCUUCCAAAACACACAAUUAUUUUCAGGAGCACAAGCGGGUUUGACCAAUGGAGCCUUCCAGAACACACAAAUAUUAUCAGGAGCACAAGGCUUUCCAGGAACAACGGCGGGCAUGGGCGUACCAGGAUCAGUGCCGACUUUCUCAACAGCAUCGUCGUUUCUGCCAGGUGCAACGGCACAAACCUUUACCACAGUUGACCCUGGAUUUAACAACGGUUUAACACCUUUCGCAGCCCCUAACCAAAAUCUUAUUACGAUGGGAUCACCGGUUGUACCAUUUAGCAGCAGCAAUGCCCUUAUCCCAGGAGCAAUCAACCCCGGAUUUUCGACCUUUGAUUCCGGUUUUUCGGCAGGAGUACCACUUAAUCCCGUUUCAGUCGGCCAGGUAUUUGGUAACCCCACCCCCAAUGUCUUCGGCUCUGCGAUGCCUGUGACUGGUGUCUCCAAUAUCGCCUUCAAUUCUCAACCGAUGACAACAUUUUUCAAUCAAGCUCCAAUGCUUAACACCGUUCCAUUCGAGAUGAACAACGCUCCAAUGAUUGAUUACAGUUUUGGCGCAAAUAUGCCGUAUAACAACUUCGCUCCAGCAAACAUGGCAUCCAAUAUGUACACCAUGCCAACAUUUGAUAGUAUGCCUACUUUUGGCAUGGACCCCAUGGCGUUCAACCAAGGCAUUAUGGGAACCGGCAACGACGAUAACAAAGCCUACUGCAUUCCUCUUUCUUCCCUUACACCUCAACUUCUCCAACAACUUCAAGGAAAGAAGUAAACAUUAGAACACUCAAGAAAGAAAUGCUGGAUCGACUGGAAUAGAAACCUACUCUGGACCCCGAUAUCCCCUCACUUUCUCACGCUCCCGUUGUUGAGUGUCGUGUCAGUCUGUUCAUUAAACUUUUACUCAUCUUGACGAA